AGAAAAGAGAUAAUCUUUCGUCGAAUAGAGAGAAAUAUAUGUAUAUACAUACAUAGAGAGAGAAAGAGAGAGAGAGAGAGGAACAAUUUAGAAAUAAAGAAAGAAACGAGAAAUUUAUUAGUAUACGAAUGUAUUUGUAGUUAUCGGAUUUAAUUCACGUAUAGAGUCUACUCUCGCGACAGGUAUCAUUGCUCGUGCGUACAUAUGUGCGCGCGCGCGUUCUUUGCGAAAGCAAGCGAGAGAGAGAGAGAGAGAGAGAGAGGCAGGCGCAGCGAGCCUUAAGAGAAUCGACGCCAUUACGACAUGCGCGUCUUGCAAAGGAGACCGACGGCCUCGGCCGAGCGGUCAGUCGCACUCGCCGUUUCGCCGACGACGAAAAAGCCAAACGUCCGGCCGAAAAGGGACGCGUCAACGUGUGGAUGUCGAGAAAAAGAGAGAGAGAGAGAAAGGAAGAAAGAAGGAAGGAAAGAGAGAGAAAAGGAGAAAAACAAACUUUUCUUUUCUAUUAUACUUGUCGGUAUUCGCGUGUUUUGUUCGCCGUUGUGUGGCUAUUGAAGGAUUCGCGAGGGAAUAACGACGAGGACGUGCGUGCGAUUCGCGUCCGAUCCGCGUCCGUCGGUUAUAGGCCGCUCGAUGCGCGACACCCUUCUUCUGCGGUGGACGGCGACGGUAAAGGCGGCACGACGGGCGUAAGAUCGAUAAAAGAUGAAUUUCACGCCUUUUCCUGGCUUUACUACAGGCUCGUUGCCGACAGGCACGGUUCAUCAAUUCGCGACAGCCAAAUUCGCACAAAAUUUAACUACUGGUGGUCAGGUCGUCGGUGUUUUAUCAGGUGGAGAGGGUGGUGUUCAUUACUUGAGACCAGUUGAUCCUAACGGUUUUGCUGUGGCUCAAGGAGGCAAUAAUCAACAGCAGCAAAUAAUUACGCUGCCUAUAACCGUACCUGGAAAAGAUGGCACGCAACAACAACAAACUGUCCAGAUUCAAGUGGUUAAUCCCAGUGUUUCUCAAAGUGGAAACAGUGGGGACCAACCAAAAUAUCAUUUGGCGCCAAUUUCAUUGGGACAGUUUCCCCAAGGUGCAGCAACUGUUCUUACCGUCGCCUAUAGCCAACAGGGAACGGAUGGUGUUCAAAUUCAAGUUCAGCCACAAAAUACGGUUGCAACGACGCAAACGUCGGAUCAAACAACACAGAGUACUUCGGUUGCUGUAACUACCACAUCGCAACAGACGAUUCAGCAAACUGUACAACUUCCGGGAGCACCAGAGGGAUUAACCGUGGUUGCACAAAUACCACAAGAUUUGAUCUUAAGAGAAGGAAUGGAAGAGUCUAAGGAGGAUGUGAAAGAAGGCACAACUCCAGUUGCCCUUAUUAAAAGAGGAAGUGUGAAAAAUCAAGGAAAUCAAAGUAAUGAAGAGUUCAUUACUUCAAUGCCUGCGGGUUGGCAAAGUUUGGCAACCCCAGGUUCCACGGUUGCUGAUUAUCUUUCAAGGCUUCCCGCCAGUACUUUGCCACUUGGUUUACAACACUUCCUUAAAUUUUCAGCAGAAACAAUAAAGAGAGAAGCCACCAUAGAAUCGAGUCCUUUAGGCGCUGACGGUCUAGACGCUUCAGGAAGUAUGACAUCUGGGGAACAAGCUGUACAGAUUACAGUAGCUGGUGGUGAGACUAUUAUUCCCGACGUUGUUGAGGAACAAGAACCGGGAACAAAACCCAAAAGAAAAAAGAAAUACAAGAAAAAACCUCCAAAGCCAAAAAAACCGAAGCCUGGUCAAGUUAGUAUUGUUACUGCCUUAGACGGUACCACGCUAUUCUGCUGCCCUCAAUGUAAUAUGGCUUAUCCGGAGAAAGAACUUUUAGAACAACAUCUUAUCGGUCAUAAAAUAGAAAGGAGGUUUAUUUGCGAUAUUUGCGGUGCUGGUUUGAAACGUAAAGAGCAUUUAGAACGACACAAACUUGGUCAUAAUCCUGACAGACCAUUUAUCUGCUCCGUUUGUAUGAAAGGUUUCAAACGAAAAGAACAUCUUAAUCUUCAUUUUGUUAUACACUCUGGACAAAAGACCGAAGUUUGUACCGAAUGUGGAAAGGCGUUCUACAGAAAGGAUCAUUUAAGAAAACAUGCAAGAUCACAUCUUGCCAAACGUGCUAAAGAAGAUCCAUUAAAUACGACUGAUACUUCGCAAAAUCAACAACAAGUAGAACAGACACAACAACAAACAGAACAGUUACAGCAACAAUCUUCUGUACCGGAACUUCAACAAAUUCAAAUACAAGUAGGGCAAGGUUCACAAGCUCAGAUACAUCAAAUUUCUGUCAGCGAACAAUCUACUGUUGUGCUACCAACCGCUGCUGAAACGGGUGCAAUGGCGAUGUUACACCAUCAACAGCAGCAGCAGCAACAACAACAACAGCAGCAGCAGCAACAGCAGCAACAGCAGCAGCAACAACAACAGCAACAGCAACCUCAACAACAGCAACCUCAACAACAGCAACAGCAUUAGCAGCAGCAUACCGCCCCUAGUCAAGCCGGGCGGUACUACAGAUUUAAUCAUCAACAGGCCAGAGGUCGUGUAAGACAAGGCGUACUUGCCGAUUGAAUUCUAUUGAAAUCCUUUAAUUGAUAUCAUGCAAGAAAUUUUGUUGAUGAUGGUCAUUGUUGCCUAGUAGUGAUUACAUUAAAAAAAUAUCAGCUUGGACCUUUAACCGCGUUGUGGCUAGGCCGGAAUAAUUUAUAUUUACUAUCAUCUUUUAAAGCGCACCGAGCUGAAUAACGAACAAAGUUCGUAUAUACAGAGUUUCUUUUUUGCGUACACGUUGUAGCGUACGUGUAAAGAUACGAAUGAAUUUAUUCGUACGAUGUAAAAUGUUUUCGUCGCCAAUCCAGUUCCAUGACGCACGUUAGAUAUAAAUGAAGAAAUUUAUAUAUAAAUAUAUGAAUAUAUAUAUACACACUUAUAUAAAUAGAUAAAAAAAAUAUAUUUUUGAAAGCGCGAACUGGAUUCGCCGAAGGACACAAGGCAAUCGAGUUUGAAGCUGAGAUAUUAUUUCUCUUGAAUAAAUGAAGUAAUGAGAAGAAAUAAAAAAAUAAUAAAAAAAUAAAAAAAAAAAAAUAAAAAAAAAAUAAUAAAAAAUAAAAAAAAAAACAUUGUAAAUACAACAGUCUUUCAUCCCUAAACGGAGGAUUACUGUGACGUGCAAAUAUCAAGUGAGUCGUUUUAUUUAUUUUGCUUAUACUACACACGAUCCGAGGCAUAGUAGUAAAAGAGUGUUUUGAUAAAUCAUUCAAUUUCAAUUAGUAUUAUGUAGAGAAUAUUAUUAGAGUUGCAAAGCAUAAAGAAAAAUGUAGUCAUACAUUACAUCUAUAAACUAAUGACAAGGAUCAGUGUAUAUUUUUACAAUGACAGUGGUGUGCGAACCACCUAAUGUAUUAACGUCAUUCGUCACAUCAUAUGAAUCGAUAGAGAAGGUUAUGAGAUAAUUGCAUGUAGACAUUAUAUUCAAGCAGAAUAUUUUGCAGAAACAUACAUACAUCAUUUGCCAUUCUUAUAAAUAAUAUAUGUUAUUAUCUGACUAUUUAAAAGUUGAUCGCUGUACAUUUUAAUUCAUUUCUACAGUUUCUCCAAUGCAUUUAUAUUAUAGAAGUAUGUAUCGAAAAGACAACAUCUACAUUCCGCAAUUAUUUCAUAAUCCCAGAUUUAUCAUUAAUCUUUUUAUCAUAAUUGCUUUGCUUUUGUUAAAUGAAUCAUCUGUACAAUUUUUAUACGGAGAUUCUAGAGUACUUUUCUCUAUGUUGAUCGUAUCUAGAACCAGAACCUCCAGUACUGUUGUAACUUGUAUGGUGAAAGUACGAUGAGAUGUUGUUGAAAAAUAAUCAUUUAGAUUGAUCGGAGAUGAAUGACUCGGAAAGUUGUUGAGUAAGAGUGUAUGUAUAAUAAAAAAAAAUCUCUUUAUUGUAAGUAUAACAUUACAGGCAGUGGGUAUAGCUGUACAAGAAAUAUAAUUAUUAUUUUAUUAUUAUUAUUAUUAUAUCACAUAGCUAUUAUUAUCGUAGCCAAUAUUGAUAGUCUAUAAGUCAUUUUCAUUGUUACUUACAUAAAUAUUGGAGGAGAAAGCUGAAAUAAAACAUACAUUUAAUACAAAAGAA
Molecule: messenger RNA, 4145 nt
Organism: Vespa crabro (European hornet)
Lineage: Eukaryota; Metazoa; Arthropoda; Insecta; Hymenoptera; Vespidae
Product: zinc finger and BTB domain-containing protein 24-like
Exons: 3
Coding region: 706-2502 (598 amino acids)
Cellular component (GO): nucleus
Source: RefSeq, a predicted model, not a curated record